AUGGCUAGCACGGAUAAAUUAGUCAUGAACUCGCUUCUUACGCUAUCCGCGUGUCUCUGGGCCACAGUUGAGCAGAAGAAGGAAAUUGGACAUAUAGUCUUCUACUUCCGCUGUUGUGCUAUGAAGGAGCUGCAGAUAGCUGUUAGCAAGUUCUCCAAGGAUAAUUGUGAUACGAUUCUUGCGGCUACAAUGCUGUUGUUGUGGGCAAGUGAUGAACGGUCAAGCUGGAUAAUUUUCUGGGACGGCUUACAGUCUGCCCUAAAGUCAAUGCCGCAGGUAUGGAAGCAAGAGUCUGAGCUGGCAAAUUUUAUUGAAAGUCAACAAUACUUUCAGAUCUUGAAGUUGCCUUCUUGCUCGAGCUACCAAAUUCCUGAUAAGGAUCUACCUAAUCUUUCCUACACAAUUGUGAUUCUUCAAUAUAUCCGGGAUCAGAUCUGGCAUAUUGAUAAAUACUUCGAUCCGGUAAACAAGCUGGUUGAUUUCCUAGAGAAAUGCCAUGAUGAAGUCCACUUUCUUUCACCGGAUCAGGCUUUUCAGCGCGUGCAUUCUAUGCGAAAGUGGCUCUUCUGGCUUCCGCCAACUGUACUGCGGGAAGGUACUGGCGACACCCUCGGCCUGGCUAUUUUAGCACAAUUCUUCACUGCUGGGCUGGUUCUGAAUGACUUGUACCCUGAGGCUGGAUGUCAUGAUCUAGGGCAGUUAGCCGUCCGCCCUAUCGAAGAGAUUUACUGCACUGUCUACACGCGCAGCACAAGGACGCCACAAGACCAGGACGUACAACUAGCCAUGUCCCUCGUGGAAUGGCCACGAUACAUCGCCAACCAGUAUUCCUCUCAGGUCAUCGACAGUGUCAAGGUUCCCAUUUCGUACUCUCUAUUUCCAUGGCAGACGCACUAUAUCAACUACUCGGGGAUGAAGCAAGUUUCGAUGACUUGUAUAUCGGAGCCGCCUCAAGCUCAUUACCCAGAACAAUCGGAAGUAUAA
Molecule: messenger RNA, 984 nt
Organism: Aspergillus niger
Lineage: Eukaryota; Fungi; Ascomycota; Eurotiomycetes; Eurotiales; Aspergillaceae
Exons: 2
Coding region: 1-984 (327 amino acids)
Biological process (GO): regulation of transcription by RNA polymerase II
Molecular function (GO): DNA-binding transcription factor activity, RNA polymerase II-specific
Source: RefSeq, a predicted model, not a curated record